AUGUUUCGUAGAGUUGUGGUCGGUAUUUCCGGCGGUGUUGAUAGUGCCGUAUCGGCCUAUCUGCUAAAGAAGCGAGGAUUUGAGGUAUGUGGUGCAUUUAUGAAAAAUUGGGACUUGAUCGAUGAGUCAGGUUACUGUUCCGGUGAGCAGGAUCUGGAAGAUGCUCAUCGAUUGUGCCGGAUGCUGGACAUCCACCUGGAGGAGAUCAAUUUCGUAAAAGAAUACUGGUUGGAGGUGUUUGGGAACUUCUUAAAAGACUACGAAGCAGGAAUUACACCCAAUCCGGACAUACUGUGCAACAGACACAUAAAGUUCAAUCGAUUCUUUCAUCAUGCACGCGAACGGCUUGGUGCUGACGCGAUCGCCACCGGCCACUAUGCACGGACCAACUUUGGACCAUUUCUGGAGCAAUACGAUAAGAACGAAAAAGUUCGACUCCUAAUGGCACCGGAUCCGAUAAAGGAUCAAACGUUCUUCCUGUCGCAAAUAACCGCCUCUGCGCUCCGACGCACAAUGUUUCCAAUCGGAUCGUGUAUCAAACCGCAGGUCAAACAGAUGGCGAACGAGAUUGGGUUGGAGUCGUUUGCACGCAAGAAGGAAAGCAUGGGCAUCUGUUUCGUGGGCAAACGUUCCUUUCAGCAAUUUAUCGCCGAGUACAUCGAAACGAAACCCGGCCCAUUUGUAGACGUUGACAGUGGGAAAGAAGUGGGUCGUCAUGCCGGUUUACAUCACUGGACGGUAGGGCAAAAGUGUAAAAUUGGCGGCUGUCUUCAGCCGUACUACGUGCUCCGGAAGCAUCGUGAAACGAACGUGAUUGAGGUCGCUUCCGGGCACGAUCACCCGUUGCUCUAUACGGAUAUGGUGUACGCGGAACAACCCGUUUGGAUAAAUACUCCAGCCGGGUUGGAUCAGGGAGAGGUGGUACGGUGUGAAUUUCGCUUCCAACACACGAAACCAUUGAUCGGGUGUAGCAUAAUCGAAACGACUAGCACGCAGUGUGAUGGACGGCAAGAAUUAUUUAUUAAGCUUGAUAAACCUCUCCGUGCGAUCACACCCGGUCAGUACGCAGUGUUUUAUCGCAAUGAGGAAUGUUUUGGCAGUGCCCGAAUAGUGCAACCAGGACCGUCGGUAGCGUACAGCAAAGAAUGGCUGAUACCCAAGAAGGCGAAUGGGUAA
Anopheles marshallii is the source of this 1176-nucleotide messenger RNA. Its product is annotated as mitochondrial tRNA-specific 2-thiouridylase 1. Lineage: Eukaryota; Metazoa; Arthropoda; Insecta; Diptera; Culicidae. The transcript is spliced from 4 exons. Gene Ontology annotation, biological process: tRNA wobble position uridine thiolation. Bases 1 to 1176 code for a protein of 391 amino acids. Gene Ontology annotation, cellular component: mitochondrion. Gene Ontology annotation, molecular function: sulfurtransferase activity. The record is from RefSeq and is a predicted model, not a curated record.